AACUUUAUAAUUUUUAUCAUAAAUUAAAUAUUGUAAAUUUUAAUAACUUUAAUAUGUAUUUUUAAUAAAAUCCACUAAAUAAUAGCUUUUCUUAAAUUAAUAAUCAUAAUCAAUAACUUUGUUUUUUUCCUAACUAUGGCAAUAUAAACAAUUAAAAUAAUUCUUAAAUUUUAAAAAAUAUUAAAACUUAUACGGAUAUUCUAGAAGAGGAGGUAUAUAAGUACAAAAAAAUAAACAAGAUUAUACUGAAACACUUUAAAUUUAAUAAGAUUUUAAAUAAGCAAUAGAAAAUUAAAAAAAUAAGAUGGCUAUGAAAAUUAUUAUUUAAAAAAUCAGUCAAAUUUCUCUUUAAAUAAUGAAUUACCUUAAAAAUAUUUCUUAGAAAAUGCAAAACAAUCGCAAACAAAAUCAAGUAGCAAAAACUUUGAACAAAUAGAUUUGUUUUCUUAUUUACCUAUAUAAUAAAAUGAAAAAAAAAAAAUUAAUAAGACAAUUUAUUAAAAAAUUACUAAACGUAAAAACAAGAAAAAUAAUUAAAAAAAGGAUAAGAAGGAAAUGCUGAAUAUGAAAAUAUUGGACUACUAACCCCUAAAAUAAUGUGUAGACAUGAAAGAAGUACUUAAACUCUUCAUAAUAAGGAAGAACUAAAUCAACUUACAAGUUUAGAAAUUUCUGAGCAUUAUCCUUUUUUAACAACUAAUAUUAAAAAUUAUGAUUAUAUUUCCACUCCUG
This is a messenger RNA of Ichthyophthirius multifiliis, 732 nucleotides long. RefSeq lists its product as hypothetical. Lineage: Eukaryota; Ciliophora; Oligohymenophorea; Hymenostomatida. The record is from RefSeq and is a predicted model, not a curated record. The transcript has a single exon. The annotation marks the transcript as partial.